UAGCCUCUUACGUAAUGCAUUAACUUUUUUCCCUUUUCUUCCUCGUUUCGCUGUCGAUCAAAUCAUUUAUCAGCCCUAAUCUGCGGUUUUGUCUCCAUCUCCAUCUCUUCCUCUCGCCGUCUGUUACUCAUCGGGAAUUAUCCGGUUGGUCGAAUCCUCAGUCGCGAUCUCGGCAACUACGUCAACGGACAUGGCGGCUGCAGCUACAACGAGCGUUGUGCCGCCGAAUCGUCGGCGGACGGUUAACGCGCCGGAAGACAAGUUGGAAUUCGAGACGACGGAGGGGGUUGAGCCGAUCUUGACUUUCGAUCAGAUGGGCAUUAAGGAUGACCUUCUCCGUGGAAUAUAUGCAUACGGUUUUGAAAAGCCCUCGGCCAUUCAGCAGAGAGCCGUGAGGCCGAUUAUUGAGGGUCGAGAUGUUAUUGCUCAGGCCCAAUCUGGAACUGGCAAGACCUCCAUGAUUGCCCUUACCGUUUGCCAGAUGGUUGAUACCUCCAGCAGAGAGGUGCAGGCCUUGAUCUUGUCCCCUACGAGAGAAUUGGCAACUCAGACAGCGAAGGUUAUAUUGGCAAUUGGCGACUACAUUAAUAUACAAGCACACGCAUGUAUUGGAGGCAAAAGUGUUGGUGAAGAUAUCAGAAAGCUCGAGUUUGGAGUUCAGGUUGUGUCGGGAACUCCUGGAAGAGUCUGUGACAUGAUCAAGAGAAGGACAUUGCGUACCAGAGCCAUUAAGUUAUUAGUUCUGGACGAGUCUGAUGAAAUGCUGAGCAGAGGGUUUAAAGACCAAAUUUAUGAUGUAUAUCGAUACCUCCCACCAGAACUUCAGGUUGUCUUGAUUUCUGCUACCCUUCCACAUGAAAUCCUGGAGAUGACGAACAAAUUUAUGACAGAUCCUGUGAGGAUUCUUGUCAAGCGUGAUGAGUUGACUUUAGAGGGUAUUAAGCAAUUCUUCGUUGCGGUUGAAAGGGAAGAGUGGAAAUUUGAUACCUUGUGUGAUCUUUAUGACACCUUGACCAUCACUCAAGCUGUAAUUUUCUGUAACACUAAGCGGAAGGUUGAAUGGUUGACUGAGAAGAUGCGAAGUAAUAACUUCACAGUUUCACAUAUGCAUGGGGACAUGCCUCAAAGGGAAAGAGAUGCGAUCAUGGGGGAGUUUCGAUCAGGAACUACCCGUGUCCUAAUUACUACUGAUGUUUGGGCACGAGGGCUUGAUGUUCAGCAGGUAUCACUAGUGAUCAAUUAUGACCUUCCAAACAAUCGAGAACUUUACAUCCACAGGAUAGGAAGGUCGGGUCGGUUUGGGCGCAAGGGUGUUGCUAUUAACUUUGUGAAAAGUGAUGACAUCAAGAUCCUGAGAGAUAUUGAGCAAUACUACAGUACCCAGAUUGAUGAAAUGCCCAUGAACGUUGCUGAUUUGAUUUAAACACUGCUUGAUGAUGCCUACUGUUGUAUGCUGUGUGGAAGAUUUGUGUUAAUAUUUGAUGCUCGCACUGGAGGUUGUCUUUAUAAGUGCCUUUUUUUAAUGGGUGAUAUGAUGUAGCGUAGGAAGAGAUUAACACAGCAACCUUUUUCUGAGUGGCUUGGAUGUGUCCAUAAAUUGUAUAAUACUUGCGAUUGUUUUUCCAUUUUUUCAAUGGGGAAGGGACUCGAGAUUAUAUUUUUGAUUGACUUGAAAUACAUUUUUCUGAUAUUAGUUGUGUUA
Benincasa hispida (wax gourd) is the source of this 1702-nucleotide messenger RNA. RefSeq names its product eukaryotic initiation factor 4A-III (gene EIF4A-III). NCBI's taxonomy places the organism in Eukaryota, Viridiplantae, Streptophyta, Magnoliopsida, Cucurbitales, Cucurbitaceae. Gene Ontology annotation, molecular function: RNA helicase activity; nucleic acid binding; ATP binding. The record is from RefSeq and is a predicted model, not a curated record.